Dacryopinax primogenitus is the source of this 1188-nucleotide messenger RNA. RefSeq lists its product as uncharacterized. Gene Ontology annotation, cellular component: U5 snRNP. The transcript has 2 exons. Lineage: Eukaryota; Fungi; Basidiomycota; Dacrymycetes; Dacrymycetales; Dacrymycetaceae. The record is from RefSeq and is a predicted model, not a curated record. The annotation marks the transcript as partial.
UUUGAAGACACUGUUGACGCGUCACUCGAAGUCUCAGCGCGCCAAGCAAAACGUUCUAUCAACACAGACGGAUACGAAUCUGAUAGUACGGAUGAUGGAGAAUGCGUGGUAAUGAGUCGUAGGAGUGGUGCGAACGAGAUGGGUGAUGAAGACGAUGAUAUGUUCGCUCCUUCUGGCUCUGCCGGGAAGGAGGGAACGAAGAACGAGGCGGCGGAUGACGAUGACGAUGACGAUGAGGAAUACGGUGGAGGGAGUAAGAAAGAGAAGGUGCUAGAGUUGGGAGAUAUUGAGGGGCAGGAGUUUGGAGAGGCUGGAGGGGGGCAAAGCGACAAUGAGGACGACGACGACGAGCCUGUUGACGAGGACGAGGCAGAACGACGUGCCAAAAAGGGCAUGGGCUUCGAGCUCACAGGUUUCAACAUGAAGGAAGAAAUGGAAGAAGGAAAAUUUGUGGAUGACGGGACGUUCGUACGCUCUCGAGAUCCGCACGAGAUGCAUGAUCGUUGGCUCGAGGGGACGAGCGAACGAGAUAUGAAGCGUGCGAGGAAAGCGCAUGAAAAGAGGGAAAAAGAAGAGAGAGAACGAGAAGCAAGGGAGAUGAGAGAGCAGCAGCGAAAGGGGAAGGAAGAAUACGAGCUGGAGUUAGUGCAGCUGAUGAGGAGGGGAGAGUCGGUCAUGGAGACGCUGCAGCGGUUAGGCGCAGAGGCGAAGAAAGCUGGAGGGCAAAAGCACAAAGCGAAGCGGAAGCCCGCUGGGAUCGCCGCUGCAAGCAUGGAUAUCGACGGCGACACUGAGCCUUCUACAACACCUAUCGAGCGAGUAACAGCGCUUGCCUCCACGCUGAUGGAACUGGGGAAUAUGGACGUGUACGACGACACCUACGAGCAGCUCCUACGUUCUGUUCGACGGUCUGGACUCGUCUCCCAGAACUGGGUACCGCCCUCACAGACUCCUCCUCGAAAGGCCUCGCCGCCACUAGACAACACGCAAUAUGAAUAUCGUUGGUCACCAGACUAUCUCGCCGUCGCUGGCGGCUCCGUAGAAGGUCCCCAGACGUUCGGCCCGUUUCAAAAGCGUGAUCUAGAUGCCUGGCGGUCGGCGGGGUAUUUUGGUGGAUAUGAGAAUUGUGAAAGGGUGCAAGUUCGUGGGGUUGGGGACAGCGAAUGGAAGAGCUGGAACGCGGUCUUC